AUGCGCAAAGCAUAUAGUGGUAGUGGUGGUGGUGGAGGAGGUGGUGAAAAGAUAGAGGUUAAGGUGGUGGUGAGGAUGGUGGUUGUGGAAGUGGAGAUGAAGGUUGUGGUGGUGGUGGGGGUGGAGGAGGAGGAGGAGGAGGAUGUGGUGAUAGUGGCGGUGGUGGUGGUGGUUGUAGAGUUGGAUGUGAAGGUGGAGGUGAUGUCAUUUUAA
This is a messenger RNA of Prunus armeniaca (apricot), 213 nucleotides long. The record is from the annotation of a GenBank genome assembly. Lineage: Eukaryota; Viridiplantae; Streptophyta; Magnoliopsida; Rosales; Rosaceae.